Messenger RNA from Myzus persicae (green peach aphid), 1657 nucleotides. RefSeq lists its product as uncharacterized. The transcript is spliced from 8 exons. Lineage: Eukaryota; Metazoa; Arthropoda; Insecta; Hemiptera; Aphididae. The record is from RefSeq and is a predicted model, not a curated record. The annotation marks the transcript as partial.
UUAAACAUAGACAGUUUAUCUAUACUUUGGGCAGCAAGAGAUAUUGUAAAUGCUACACAAUCAACUGUUGAUUUCAUUAAAAUAAUAUUUUGUUCUCUAGGUUGUGUAGAAGAUACAUCUGGGAAUAAUUCAAUAGUUUUUGCUUCUAAAAGUUUAAUUCUGAAGGCUCUAGAAAUGGAAGUAACGGAAAUGCAUGUUGAUGCUACAUUUCGGGUCAUUCCGUCAACACCUAAGUCUUACCAAUUACUCAUAAUGCAUGUGAUGGUAAAUAACCAUAGUAUUCCUAUAGUAUACGCCUUAAUGGAACGCAAGACUUCCCAGGCUUAUGAUACAGUACUAAACUUUAUAAAAGUAAAUUUACUGCCUGAGUUUAGGCCUACGAUUAUAUUAACAGACUUUGAAACCGCAUUAAGAGAAAUGUUGAUUAGACAUUUUCCAUCAGCUUCAGCCCUUGGAUGCUGGUUUCAUAGUAACCAAGCUGUGUGGCGAAAAAUGUGUAAAUUAGGAUAUUUAAAUUUGGUAAACACCAAUGGUUAUGCAUCAAAAGUUUUGAAAAUGAUUAUGGUUCUUCCACUUCUGCCUGCUAGGAAAAUUGAAGAAGGCUUUGUUGAAGUAAAACGUUAUGCAGCGAGACAUAGUAUAAACGUGCGACGUUUCUUCAACUAUUAUGAAAGAUAUUGGAUACAAAAUGUUGGAGUUGACUUACUUUCUGUGCACAAAAAAAAAUUUAGAACCAACAACAAUAUCGAAAGCUUUCACAGCAAAUUAAGACAAACUUUUCAAGUUUCCCAUCCUAAUAUUUGGUCAUUUAUCGCUAAUUUAUGCAAAAUAAAUGACAAUUAUUUGAUCAAGCUUGAACAAAUAGGCAACGGAUUGGUAAUAUCACGUGGCUCUCGAUCUAAAUAUUUAGCUAAUGACAAAAAGAUAAAAUCAGCAAGUCGCCAACUGCGUCAAGGUUCAAUAAAUAUCCUGACAUUUCUGUUGCGCUGUUCUUAUACUGUUGAAACAUACGAAGAACGGAUGCGUUUGUUGGCAUUAAAUGAGUUGGUUGAGAAUGAAGGCGGUGAAGACCCACCUCAUGAAGAACAACCCAACAUAAUAGUUGAAGAGAAUAAUGAUGAUGAAGAAAAUGAUGAUGAAAUGCAAAAUGAUAAUGAACAAGAUUAUGAUGAAGUGCAUAAUAUUGUAGAAAUUCCUAUUGAAAGAGAUGUAAUAGAGGAAAAUGAAGAAAAUGUAGAUGUAAUUAAUGUAGACAAUGGAAACCUUGAGCCAGAAAAUGUUAACGACUGGGAUGAAAGGGAUUUUUGGAUUCCGGAAGAUUUUGAGUUGGUAAGAUGGCAGGAGAAUUAUGGCAAUGAAGAAAACCUUGAUGAUAUUCCUUAUGUCCAAGUCAAUUAUAAUCUGCAAGUAAAUCUACAAGAUGAAGAAAUAAUUUGUGUUGUCUGCAGAGAUGGUACUUGAACACAUGCACCUGUACCAUGUGGUCAUAGAGUGCUAUGUGAAGAUUGCGCAAACCAGCUAGUUAAUGAUCGUUGUCCCAUUUGUAAUGGACAAUGCAAUAGUAUAAUUCGCAUUUGGCAAUAGUUGUAAAUAUUACUACUUUUAAAUUAAUAUUAAGUAGGUACUAUAAAAUAAAACUUAUAAAAUAAGUAUCUGU